Theobroma cacao (cacao) is the source of this 858-nucleotide messenger RNA. The record is from RefSeq and is a predicted model, not a curated record. NCBI's taxonomy places the organism in Eukaryota, Viridiplantae, Streptophyta, Magnoliopsida, Malvales, Malvaceae.
CCGAGAAUAGGUGUAUAUCGAACUCCUAGUACUGUUGUGAAGUGCACGGGUGACAUACACAUUAUGUCUAGAAGAGGCAGUAGACCCGAUACCCUUCAUAAUGCUAGUGAGGGAUCUCUAGAUUCUACGGCUAUAAGCAAAUGGCACCUUGAUCCAGGUGAUUUGGAAGGUGGUCCAUCUCGAAAUCCUGAUAAUAGAAUUCCUAAGAACUUAUUAGAAUGGGUUCAUAAUAAGGGGAGCUUCGAGAGUAGCGAGAAUUUUGAAAGUGAGAGUAGCUCCAAUACACUGAAAAUUGAACAAGAUUUCCUUUCAGAACAACCUGGAGAGCACCCUAGAGAAUGGACGAGGCAAGAAAUUGCAAGGGGAUAUAUUCGUUAUAGGAAGAGCAUGACAGUAGUCCGACACUUUUCACCAGGCUGUGGGAAAAAUGUAAGGGGACAACCAGAAAAGAAUAAGGAGAAAGUAACAGUGGCAAGUAAAACCCUUAGAAAGGUGUCAGGUGUAUGAUAUUUUCCUCCCGAUUGUGAAAGAAAUGCUGCAUCGAUAAGUGAUGAGGAACGUAGGAGAAUGCAACAAGCCUAGAUUGAAGAACAAAGGAGAAAAUCUUAGGAGGAAUAGGAUCCAUUGAUGUACCCGGAUCAGGACAAUAAGGAACCUAAAGAUGUUUAAUACUUUAGUUGAAGUUGCAUUGUCAUAAAUCUAGGCAAGUGUCGUUUAAGGGAAAAUGUGAUAGUUACCUGUAUAAAGGAGUUAGGAGUGGCUUUUAUUUUGUAUGAUUCGAAUGGAAUGUAAAAUAGCUGUUUAAAUAAUUGGAUAUGUAUGGGAAUCUUUUAGUAUAAUAGAGAUAAAUUGAUAAUA